This is a messenger RNA of Gastrolobium bilobum, 930 nucleotides long. RefSeq names its product nonsense-mediated mRNA decay protein 2. Bases 1 to 930 code for a protein of 309 amino acids. The transcript is spliced from 3 exons. Gene Ontology annotation, biological process: male meiosis II. The record is from RefSeq and is a predicted model, not a curated record. Lineage: Eukaryota; Viridiplantae; Streptophyta; Magnoliopsida; Fabales; Fabaceae.
AUGGGUUGUUUUCUUGCAUGUUUUGGUUUUUCCAACAAAAGAAAGCGUAGAAAGACUCUCUACAAAGUCCUUUCUCGACACCAACACCAACACCAUAAAUAUGCAAACUAUGAAGUUCUUGCCGUAUCAGAAAAAUCCAUUAUCCCAUAUUCUGGUUUAAGAGAUGAAGGGAAGGAGCAGAAUAGUGUCAAAAGCAAGAAGAAGAAGAAGAAGAAAGUUACCUUCAAUUUGAAUGUACAGAUAUACGAGCCAAACCCCACUGCUUAUCAGGUAUUGGAUAAUGAGGAAGAAGAAAAUAAGAACAACACUGCACAACCAGAAGGAAGGAGCUUACCUUCUUCGAUCUUAGGAGGAGAGGGAUCUGCAGCCUUGACUAUGAGAUACCCUUCAAAUUACAGAUAUUACAACUGCUCAGAAGGCUAUGAUGAGGAGGAUGAAAUAUCACAUGAGGAAUCUGACAUUGAUGAUGAUGAAUUUGAUGAUGGGUAUGAUUGGGAUGAUGGUGGUAGUGAUGUAAGUAUAGAGAAUGAUGAGGAUGAAGUACAUGAUGAAAACACUAAACAGAAAGUGUUGUCAGAAGACAUGAUAAAGAAUCAGAUGCCAGUUGCUCCAAAUGAUGCUGAGAUGGAAACCAAUUUAAGUGGACGAGACAGAAGCAUAAACAUGUAUUCUGUUCUGAGCCCUGUAGAGAACCUCACUCAGUGGAAAGCAAUCAAAGCAAAAGUCACAUCAACUAUGCACAGGAGGAAGGAGAAUGUUCCCCCAGAACAAAAUACAAGCAUGCCCUUGAAUUCUUCACCUUGCAACUUAGAAUCAAAUGUCCUUCAGUCCAAACCCCUGUUGCCAGAAAUUGCAGUUGAUUCCAGUCUUUCAAACUGGUUGAUUUCUCCUAAUUAUAAUGUCUCCAAGAUCACAAUUCAUUGUCAAUGA